AUUCCUCCAAAUCCCAUCCUCACACUCCGCAACCAUCAACACACACCUCACCGCUGAAGAAACUGGUCUCAUCUAUCGAUCAACAUUGAAUCUAUAUCUGUGAGGAAGAAUUGUAUAAGUGGUAAGAGGAAGACGUGGGAGCCUGAAGGCAGGAAAUAACAGCGAGAUGUGCAAACGGGUGACUAAUACCAGAUUGACUGUGAACUGCCGUGCUGGUUUACUGUACUUAUUUCCUAUCUUCUUCCUGGUUAGACAGGUGCAUCAGCAAAUCAUACUCCCCGUGUGUGGGUGAGCAGAAGUAAGCUGGGACUGCAUCUCUGUUGACUCCUCCGCAGAUUCAGCGUGAAGCAGGGGAGAGAGAGAGAGACACAGACAUGCAGACAGAAUGAAUAGAAAGAAGAGGACAGAGGGAGAGAGGCAGAGAGUGAGAGAGAAGAGUGAAAGCGACAGAAGAUAUAUUUGACUGUGUGGGUGUGUGAAGUAUCAAGGCAUGCAUCAUAAUUGUGGCUUCUUCUUGGAGCAGCUGGACAAGUCAAUGCAUCAGCAGGGCAUUAUUAGUCCUUCAAAGUGUAUUAUUUUGUACUUUGAAACAGUGGGAGCUGUGAGCGCAGUCGGCGACAUUUUCAAAGACAAAAUGGAAACCGUUUUGUUUCUGCUGCCUCAAGGAUUUCAUUAACUGGGAUUACAAAAAUAAACACUUUCGCUGAAGUGAUGCCGCAACUGAUGCGUGGAAGAAUAUGAUGCCUCUGCUCCAUCAAUAAUCCAGAAUUGAAGUCAACAAUUAAUCUGAGUACAUCUUUGUUCCUCUUUGUCUCUAAGAUGGCACUCAGCCCUAUCAUCAUCUGCCUCCUGACACUAAUUGGCUACGGCUCAUCCCACCCCUCUCCUCCUCGGGGAUGCAGUGUGGAUGUGGACCCCCCCUACAGAGUGCUGUGUGACCUGGAGUCGGUCUGGGGUGUUGUUCUGGAGGCUGUGGCCUGCAGCGGUGGCGUCACCUCCCUGGUCCUCGCUGUGCUCCUGCUGGUGAAGCUGCGCUCCAUUUCUGACCCUGCCAGGCGCUCUGGUCUGGGGCCUCUACUGCUGCUCCUGGGCACACUCCUUGGGCUUUUUACCAUCUCUCUGGCUUUCCUGGUGGGGAAGAACCAGGCACUCUGUGUGGUUCGCAGGGCCUUCUGGGGACCCCUUUUUGCUCUCUGCUUCUCCAGCUUGUUGGUGCAGGGCGUGAGGCUCAGGAGGCUGGUGGCUGGGAAGCUGAGCCCGUCGGGCAGCACCCUGGCAGCACUCGGUCUGGCCUUGGCCUUGGUUCAAGGGAUAAUCUCCGCUGAAUGGGUCCUGCUGACUGUAGUUAGGGAGGGUCACCCAGCCUGCGAAUAUCCACCUUUAGACUUCGCUCUGACAUGCAGCUACACUCUGGGGCUGCUCCUCAUAGCCAUGGGUCUCUCUCUGGGGGUGGUUCUCUGUGGAGGAGAGCUGGCAGCAGAUGGAGGAGGCAGUGGCGAAGAAGACAGAGAAGGAGAGAGUGAAAAACGGAGAUGGAAGUGUAACGCCGUCUGGCUCUUUCUGUCCAGCCUGGCAUCAGCACUGCUAUGGGUGGCCUGGCUGGGGUUUUACCUUUACGGCAGCCAAGCAUUGAGGGGAAAGGGGAAAAGAGGAGGACAGAAAGAUGUCAAAGUGCUGGAUGAGCCUGCGCUAGCUGUGGCCUUGGUCAUUCAGGGCUGGAUCCUGCUCCUGCUCCAUGCCAUACCAGAGACACAUCUGUGUCUCCGGAAACCUCCACAGACCAACACUCAAGAUUUCUUCGACACCAGUAACACGUCUCCUCCUCCACAUUUUGGAGAUGAUCUUCCUGCACACUCUCACCGACCCUUCCCAGAAAACCAGGCCUUUUCCAUGGAGGAGCGCAGUGCAACUCUCCGAAGCGGAACAUACCACGGCAGCCACGGGAGUGUCCGUCCUGGCAUCGCCUUCAGAGGCCAGGUAUACCAACCUACUGAGAUGGCUUUGGUCAUGAAUGGGGGUACAAUGCCCACAGCUCCAAUUAACUACACUGGACGACGGUUAUGGUAAUAAGGGCUGAGAUUUGAAGAGGAAACACUCCAGUCACAUUGGUAAUGUAGAAGAGUCUGCUGUCGCCUAAGAAGAAAGAAAUAUGAACAUCACAUAUCAUAUAAUGGAUUGACUUCAUGCGAAAUAGAUAUCUUUAAUGUGUUUGUGUUUCUGCGCACAUGUAUGGAGUUUACACUUUAAACUAAUAGUAUUUUUGCUUAAAUUUCCUUAAUUGCCUCAGAAUGGAUAGUAACUCACAAGAGAUGGAGACAGCAUUUACGGUGCAUUAUUUUGAUCCACACAGAUCAGCACAUGCAGUCAACUGUAAUCUGUACGUACAGUAACAAGGAGUGUAUAAAUAGAUGUUAUAUAGAUAAGGUAAAUAAAAAAUAGAUAUGUAUUGAACUACUAAAUGAGCUGCUUUUAGGGGGAAAGCUGAAAGAGAGAAGUCAGCUUAAAAGAUGAUUUGAAUGUAGUAAACAUUUUUACCUGAGCAGCUCCGAACCAGUGCUGUUCCUUACUUCUGUCUGCUCAUCAUUGAUGUUUGCUUUGUAAAAAAAAAAGAAAAAGAAAAAAAAAAGAGUGCACUUUUUUGUUUGGCUUCAAGCUACAACUCAGACAUGACACCUUUAGGAUGAUUAUGUAAAUGACCUGCAUACGCCUACAAUGCUUGCCUGACCUCUGUAUUUCAUGCUGAAAAACCCCAAAGGACUCCCAUAGUGCUUUUCUCUCUAUUUAUCUUUGCUCCAGUAUCAGUGCUUUUCUACCGUUUGGCACAAUUCAAAAUGUGUGUUACAGAAUGCCAUGUAAUUGGAGCUUGUAAAGGGUUAUGUGAGAGUGUUUUGUCUUUUAAAGAAGGAUAAUAAGCAUAAUUUAAAAAGCCAUUUUAAUACUGCAAUACUAAUUCUGCAGUAUAGAGUUUACUGUUGGAGGAUGUGAUUUUGCACUUUAUCAGCAAUGAUUAUAUCUGGGAGUUGUGAUAUUUGAGAUGCAUGUAAAAGCACAGUUUAAGGUGUAUUUUGUCAAAAAACAAAUAUGUGUUUUCUAGAGUUUUGAUAUUUAAACUAAAGGAUCAUUUGUAAUUUUGAGUUUCAAAAAUUCUCAACAUUGGAAACAGCAUUCGACAAAGCAGCCUGACCUAUUUUAAGCCAACUCUGGCAUGACGUCAUAAAAGGAGUGAGAAAAAAUGUAAAUGUAUACGUUUUUAAGACAACUGGACAAAUCCCUUUUGCAAAGGAAGACAGUGUGAUUAGAAAAACAGUGAACAAAUAGACUCCGUGGUCUGACUGUUUUGUUACCGACUUUUAGCAUUUAUUUACUCAUGAUUUCCCAAAGUCACCCUGGAUUCACUGAAGCUACUGAUCAUUAGAGACACUUUGUUUAUAUAGUAUCAUAAAAAACAUCUGUGAACCCUUUGAAAUUAUCUGAUUUUCUGCAUUAAUUGAUGGCCAGAGCUCACAUAUUCAAGACGAGCCUAAGUGUACUUUGAUAGUGAUCCUAUGGACCAGUGGCUAAUGUAACCAAGUGGCUUUUGUGGCUGAUGUUACAUUUUCAUUGUCUAAUACAGCUACAUGUCCAUUGUCCUCAAUUGGUGCUGUUGAUAAAUAUACUGAUUACUGUAUGCACUACUGUUUUUACACUACACAUAGUGCUGCAUGUUCAUACCAAACUAGUUUCAAGUGAUUUUAGCUAAACUUAGGCUUGCAGUAUUGGUUUUAUAUAUAAAUAAGAUAAAUCCAGAGGGUUCACUUAUUUUUAUCUUCCCUCUGGAUAUUCUGGCAUUCAGGAUUCUCAUAAAUUUUAAAUUCCAUCAAUUACACAGAAAAUAUUUGGCCAUCCAUCAAUGUCAGUUUAUCUGGAAACAUGUACACUGGCAGCAGCUGCUUCAGUAUUUUAACUCUGAGACAAAAAGACAAAUAAAAGUCCCAUCAUAUUUAACUGGAUUGUUGCAGUUUCUAGAGCAACAGUGAAUUCUAACCAGAAUGAUUCACCCAUUUGAAAUGCAAUUGUAACGCAGCUGUCAUCACAUUCAUGCUGUGCCCAUUCCUUUUCGCUAUAACACACAAUUGUCGAUAAUUUUGCUUUGGUGUACAAGUGUGUGCUCUGAUAUUGUACAAUGAAACCAGAGGAUUUUUAUGUAAUAACCCUAUAUAAAGGAUUUUUAAACAUAUACUGCAGAUGUUCCAAAUGUGAAUAAGCACUGGUAUUUCCCUUUUGAAAUGCUGUUAUGAUGAUAGCACUGUCACUGUUUUAUGGCAGCAUAACAUGAAUGUCUGUAAUGUGAUUUGCACAAAGUGGCUAAUACAUCAAUUAACACUUUCUGUUAAA
Acanthochromis polyacanthus (spiny chromis) is the source of this 4374-nucleotide messenger RNA. RefSeq names its product G protein-coupled receptor, class C, group 5, member Bb (gene gprc5bb). The record is from RefSeq and is a predicted model, not a curated record. Bases 820 to 2067 code for a protein of 415 amino acids. The transcript has 4 exons. Gene Ontology annotation, cellular component: extracellular exosome; plasma membrane; intracellular membrane-bounded organelle. Gene Ontology annotation, biological process: G protein-coupled receptor signaling pathway. Gene Ontology annotation, molecular function: G protein-coupled receptor activity; protein kinase activator activity; protein kinase binding. NCBI's taxonomy places the organism in Eukaryota, Metazoa, Chordata, Actinopteri, Pomacentridae.